CCGGAGAGUAGUACACAAAGCGGCAGGGGAGGGGAAGCCUAGCAGGCGUGCACCGCGCAGUGAGAUCACUGGCGUUAUAAAUAUCCCAGUGCCAGCGCCGGGCUCCGUUCGGGUGGCCUCUCUCUCUCCCCUUCUCCCUCUCUCUCCCCCGAGGCUAUGUCCGCCCGGCGCGGCGAGGGGGGCAGCGCCAGAGGCACGCAGCCGCGCGGGGGCUACAGAGCCCAGAGCCAGCCCUACAAGAUGCACUUAGGACCCCCGCGGCUGGAAGAAUGAGCUUGUCCUUCCUCCUCCUCUUCCUCAGCCACCUGAUCCUCAGCGCCUGGGCUCAAGGGGAGAAGCGCCUCGCCCCCAAAGGGCAACUCGGACCCGCUGCCACGGAGAAGAUCCCGGGAGGCUCCAGCAGCCGCCGGAACAGCAGUAGCACCACGUCUUCCUCCGCCUCCUCCCCCGCGACUCCUCCGGGCAGCCCAGGAAGCGGCUUGGAGCAGAGCAGUUUCCAGUGGACGCCCUCGGGACGCCGGACUGGCAGCCUCUACUGCAGAGUGGGCAUCGGUUUCCAUCUGCAGAUCUACCCGGAUGGCAAAGUCAAUGGCUCCCACGAAGCCAAUAUGUUAAGUAUUUUGGAAAUAUUUGCUGUGUCUCAGGGGAUUGUAGGAAUACGAGGAGUUUUCAGCAACAAAUUUUUAGCGAUGUCAAAAAAAGGAAAACUCCAUGCAAGUGCCAAAUUUACAGAUGACUGCAAGUUCAGGGAGCGAUUUCAAGAAAACAGCUACAACACCUAUGCCUCAGCAAUACAUAGAACUGAAAACACGGGGCGCGAGUGGUACGUGGCCCUGAACAAGAGAGGGAAAGCGAAACGGGGCUGCAGCCCCAGGGUGAAACCCCAGCACAUCUCCACCCACUUCCUGCCAAGGUUCAAGCAGUCUGAGCAGCCAGAACUCUCUUUCACAGUGACUGUUCCUGAGAAGAAGAAGCCACCUAAUCCUGUCAAGCCAAAGGUCCCGACCCUUUCUGCGCCCCGGAAGAGUCCCAACACAGUGAAAUACAGACUCAAGUUUCGUUUUGGAUAAUGUUCCUCUUGGCCUUGUGAGAAGCCACAGGGCCCCCUCAGGAGUUUCCGCAGGUGUCCUUACAGCUCUGGAGAAAAGUGUGGACACAGCUCCAGCUCCACUACACCGCAGGGAAGUCAGGUCAUUUGUUUCAGUGGGACUGAAACACAAAUGUUUGCUGGUAGGAACUGAACUGGAAUUCUUUGUACGGAUACAGGGAGCACACUGCCUCAGUUCAGCAAGACAGGAAGCUUUUUGCUGUAUGCUUAGUGCAUACUAGGACUCUGUGUUCAAGAAGUUAAACAGUGUGGACGAUGUAUUUUUCUGACUUUUACAGAUCAACCCAAAAGAACAUACAUGACAUGUGUCUAUUUUUUGUUUGUGGUUUUUUUUUUUGGUUUCUAAAGAAUAUUUUGAUGCAGAUAAAAUAUUUUAUUAACUUUUGUUUUUUGUGUUUUUUUAAAAAGUACCUCUGCAUUGAGCAUAUUUUCUUACUUUUAUUAUUUUAAUUAAUGUGACAUAAACAACCAUUUUAAUGAAUUAUAAGUGUGUUUAUAGCCCAUAUGUAACGUGAAUUUCUUUUUCAUUUUCCUUAUUCACUGCACUUUUUCUUUUUAUUAUAUAUUUUUAUCAUACCUCAGAUAAUGUAAGUUUAGUUCUACAUCUUAAAAUGUUUAAAUUUUCUUCAGUACACCAAAGGCUCAGCUUGGAUUUGUGUGUGUGUGUGUGUGUGUGUGUGUGUGUGUGUGUGUGUGUGAGCGUGCGCACACGCACGCAAGUAUAUGCAUUCAUGACAUGUGGAAUCGUUCCCCUUUUGUGGCGGGGCUAUAACGGGUUAGAAGGAAGGACAUUUUGAUAGGAUUAAUAGUUGGAGAUAAGGAAGAGGAUUAGAGGUACAAGUAUACUAACUUUGCAGCAUUUAUUGAGAUCUAAUUCUGCCCUGACUUCAUUUCUCCUUUCAUCUACUCCCUUCCCUCAAUCUUGAGCAGCUGGAGGAAAACAUUUUAUUCUGUCCAACAAGCAUACACUAUGAAACCGGAGUACUUAAAACACCUCUUCUAUGACUGUCUGCCGUCCCCACUGUAUAGAUCCAUGGGGAGCAACCCACUUACCGGAAACACAGGGAGAACUGAAGGAGAUGAAUCGUGUGACAGUUAUCCAGGUCCAGUCCCAUUGUCAAAAAUAUUCGUAUUACUCAGUAGAACACUCUUUGAGUUUCCUAUCCUAAUGAAAAUUAUUCCAGUGAAUAGAUUUGCUCUUUUAUAAGGAAAAUUUCUGAUGUAUAUUUUUAAAAAGCCAGCUGUGUGAUAUGGGGAACUUAAUUUGGGAAUUUGAUAAAUUGAAAAAUGGCAUUUAAUUGUCAAGCCAAAUACUGAAUGUUGGGCAUAAAUCAGAAAAUUUGGCUUAAGAGAGUUUACAUUAUUUAUUUAUUUUCUUAGGUAAUCAUUUUUAUGGAGUUCUAUUGUAUACAAGUGUUUAUCUUCCAAAAUAUUGCAAUAAAAAGGUAUAGCUAAUGUUUA
Messenger RNA from Myotis brandtii (Brandt's bat), 2569 nucleotides. RefSeq names its product fibroblast growth factor 5 (gene FGF5). The transcript has 3 exons. Gene Ontology annotation, biological process: cell differentiation; positive regulation of protein phosphorylation; positive regulation of gene expression. Lineage: Eukaryota; Metazoa; Chordata; Mammalia; Chiroptera; Vespertilionidae. Gene Ontology annotation, cellular component: cytoplasm. Bases 270 to 1070 code for a protein of 266 amino acids. Gene Ontology annotation, molecular function: fibroblast growth factor receptor binding; growth factor activity. The record is from RefSeq and is a predicted model, not a curated record.